AGUUAAUUGAGCUCGAUCACAUCCUUCUGCUUGCCGAAACGGCUCUCGUCUCCAAAAACCCUAAAAACCCUCGUCCCUCAUAUCUCUCCCCAACGUCACUGCCGAAGCCAAAAUGGCUAUCGUCUCCUCCACCCUCCGCCAGCGGUCCCUUCUUCUCCUCCGCCCCUUCUCCACCACCACCACCACCACCACACCCUCCUCCCCCACUCCCAUCUCCGUCUCUGUCGCCAAGUCCCGCCUCCGCAAGGAGUUCGAUCCCGACCGCGCCGUUUCCAUCCUAUCCUCCGUCGCCGAACCCUCUGCCUCCCCUGUCUCCGCUCGCUUCGCCGUAGACCUCGCCGUCCGCCGCCUCGCCCGCGCCCGCCGCUUCGCCGAUGUCGAGACCCUCCUCGAGUCCCGCAAGUCCGGCCCCCACGCGGCCAACGAGCCCUUCCUUGCCACCGUCAUUCUCUCCUACGGCGCUGCUGGCAUGAUAGACCACGCCACCCGCACCUUCGACGAUGUGCCCCGCCUCACCGCCGCCCCCCACUCCCCGGUCUCCUUCAACGCCCUCCUCUCCGCCUGCAUUCGAUCCAAGCACCCUCGUCGCGUCCCGCGUCUCUUCGCUGAGCUCUCCAAGAAGCACGGCAUCGCCCCCGACGCCGUCUCCUACGGCAUCUUUAUCAAGGCCCUAUGCCUCUCCGGUAAGUCCGGCAAGGCCUUCGAAAUCCUCAAGGAGAUGGUGGAGGAGAAGAAGCUCGAGCCAACCACUGUGAUCUAUACCACUCUUCUUGAUUCACUUUACAAGGAAGGGAAGCCGGAGGCAGCCGAGGAGCUGUGGAAGGAAAUGGUGGGCAGGGGAUGCUCUCCUGAUUUGACUGCUUAUAAUGUUAGAGUCAUGUAUCGAGCAGUGAAUGGGAAGCCAGGGGAAGUUCUUGAGCUGAUUCAGGAGAUGGAGUCCGCUGGAGUGAAGCCAAACACCAUCACGCAUAAUUAUCUCAUUACUUGCUAUUCUGGUGAUGGGCAGCUUGAGGAAGCUAAGAAGGUUUUCAAGGGUCUCAGGAAGAAUGGUUGUGUUCCAAAUGCCACGACUUUUAGGAUUUUGUUGGCUCAAUUAUGUGAUAAUGGGGAUUUUGAGGCAGGCCUGGAGGUUUUCAAGGAUAGCAUGAAGCAUAAUAAGGUUCCAGAUUUCCGGACAGUGAGGCUUUUGGUGGAGGGUUUGGCGAAAGGGUCGAAGGUUGAAGAGGCAAAGAUGGUGAUUAAUGGGGUGAGGAAGAGGUUCCCGGAGCAUUUAGUGGGUGGAUGGACAAAGGUCGAGAAGUUGCUCGGUUUGAGUCAAGAUGGACAAGCAUCCGAGCAAGUAGAAGCUGCUUAGCAAAUUCAAAAUUGCAGGUUAUGCUGCCACUUCCCUACCUUUACUAGGUUCUCAAUGGAGAUGGAGAGAAGAAAGCAAGCUAAGCGGUCUUGAUGAUGGCGAGAUGAGAGCAAGACAAACAAGGGUUAAUACCGGUGAUGAUAAUGCAGAUUUGAGGUUGUGUAAUAUGGAGACAUUAUGGGAGAGAAAUGUGCAAGGUAUUGGAUGUAUAUGCAAAGAUGUUUCAAGAUAUUUAUCACUUCGCUCAUGACUCAGCCACCGGUCUAAUUUGGUCUGGUUCAGUGGUCAUAACAUUGUUCUUAAUCAACAAUCAAUGUGAGAGAUGAAGGAAGCGUCCAUCAAAAUCUUUACUUAUC
Messenger RNA from Elaeis guineensis (African oil palm), 1710 nucleotides. RefSeq names its product pentatricopeptide repeat-containing protein At2g18520, mitochondrial. NCBI's taxonomy places the organism in Eukaryota, Viridiplantae, Streptophyta, Magnoliopsida, Arecales, Arecaceae. Gene Ontology annotation, molecular function: protein binding; mRNA binding. The record is from RefSeq and is a predicted model, not a curated record. Gene Ontology annotation, biological process: RNA processing; mitochondrion organization. Gene Ontology annotation, cellular component: mitochondrion.